Messenger RNA from Linum trigynum, 456 nucleotides. Lineage: Eukaryota; Viridiplantae; Streptophyta; Magnoliopsida; Malpighiales; Linaceae. The record is from the annotation of a GenBank genome assembly.
AUGAUUCAAAACUUCUAUUGGGGACAGAGAGGUUCGGAGAAGCGAGUGCAUUGGGUGAGCCGAGAAGGUGUGGUAGUGGCAAAGGAAGAUGGAGGCUUGGGAUUCCGAGAUUUGGAAGGCUUUAAUACUGCUUUGCUCGCCAAGCCACUGUGGCGGUUACACCAGCGAGAGGGGUCCCUCAUUGCUCGUAUCUUGCGUGCCAAAUAUCAUAGGAACACCUCUGUAUUGGACGCGAGAGUAGGCCAUAGGCCUAGCUUCAUCUGGCGAAGCAUCAUAAGCUCGCAGGACUUCUUGAACGAUGGGCUACGAUGGAGGAUCGGUAAUGGAUCGAGUUUGAAAAUCUGGGGGGAUAAAUGGCUUCCGAAUGAAGGGGACAACUACAUUACUUCUAGGCCAAUGGGACUCCCCGUGGACUCCACAGUCCGGGAAUUGAUCUCGCAGGAAGAGGAGAAGUGA